AUGCAGCAAGCUUGGCGUGAAAAGGUUACACUUGUGCAAAUCAUAAUAUUGCUGUGUGCCGCUGUAGGUUUUUUAACUUUUGGUUUCAAUGCUACUGUCUGUGGUAUUCAGCCAAACCGCAUACGUCCAACUGGCGUUGAAGAGCAUCAUGUGAUUAUCCAUGGCCGAGCAUUUGAUCUCAAUACAUUUCGGCAUCCAACACCAUUUCCUGAUAUUCCUGCCAGUGGUGAUCUUCAGGAACUAGGUGUAGGUGGUCAUGAUUUGUCAUUCAUGUUCCAGACAGUUAAUUAUAACUGCAAAGGAAUAUUCAACCCUAUACAGCCAGAUGAUGAGCACGGUAACGUAGUGAACUACUUUCCAUGUGUAGCGUUGAAUCGAUACAAUCCCGAUUUGAAUGCGACCGAUAACCCAGGGCGCCAAGGAUGUCAUAUCAGUAAGAAAGCAAGAUUAGCCAUCCGUCGAUUGGACGUAGUAGGGGAUGUAUACUAUAAUUGGACAGAUAUUCAGAAACCAGGAACAAGUUUAGUAGCUUUCAAUGGUAAUGUAUUGGAUUUAUCAAGACUACGUUAUUUGACACCCAAUAUCCCUCUUCCUGCGCAGGUAGCUCAAAUUGUUGGCCCUGGAAGUGCUUUCAUUGGCCGUGAUGCCACCUAUUGGCUCAGCACAACAUCUGAUAGGUUACAGAUUGGUAAAUGUCUUACUGAUAUCCUUAAAGUAGGCGUUGUCGAUACAAGAUCCACAGGUUGUAUUAUUUCCGAUAUUGUUCUAUGGAUUUCAUUAGCCGUCAUUCUCGGCGUUGUCUUUAUCCGUUUCUUCUUGGCACUUAUCUUUGGUUGGUUUGUUUCUGGGAAGCUUGGUAGUAUACGUGAAGAGACCGAUGAAGAUCGACGAAGACGACGAGAAAAAGUGUUGGAAUGGGAAAUGAAUAAUGUUGAACAAAUGCAUUAUCGCGAUCAAAGCAAUAUCUCCAUAGUACCACCAGCUGCUUCUAGUGCUGUUUUCAACCAAACAAAACCAGCAAAUUCGAAAAAUGGAACAACAACCGCAUCACCUCAGCAGAAAUAUAACAAACCUAAACGUCGUUUCUUCCCUACCACUUCGCGGUUUACCCAACCCAAUACGUCUCGAACUUUAUAUCAGAGCCCGUCUCGUUCGUUUGGUCUGACGGUUGAAGAUGGAGGAUCACCCAAUAUAUCUCAAUUCCGCACACGCUACGAUGAUGGUCAACACGCCCUUUCUCUUUCUUUUCGGCAAGCUCAACAAGCAAAACUUCAAGCCGCCAAAGAGCAGUAUAAAUUUAAUUUUGACUUGAUUCAUACUUUUAUGGUUGUUACUUGCUAUUCAGAAGGAGAAGAAGGAUUACGUACUACCUUAGACUCACUUGCGAACACCGAUUAUCCAGCUACUCAUAAAAUGCUUAUAGUAGUGUGCGAUGGUAUUAUAACAGGCUCUGGCAAUGGUAUAUCUACACCUGACAUUGUUCUUUCCAUGAUGAAGGAUGAUGUAGUUCCGCGCGAGCAAGUACAACCCUCCUCAUAUGUAGCUAUUGCUGAUGGUAGUAAGCGGCAUAAUAUGGCUAAAGUUUAUGCUGGAUAUUACAAGUAUAAUGAAGAUACUUCUAAAAUGCCUGAAGUGAUACCGGAAGAUCAACAGCAACGGGUACCCAUGAUUGUUGUGGUCAAGUGUGGCACAGACGCCGAACGUAGUGAUAUAAAACCAGGCAAUCGUGGUAAACGAGAUAGUCAAGUUAUUCUAAUGAACGCAAUGCAGAAAGUGUACUAUGCCGAGCGUAUGUGUGAUUUAGAGUAUCAGUUUUGUAAAGCAGUCUUCAAAUUGAGUGGCGUUCAUCCCUCAGAAUUCGAGACUUGUUUGAUGGUUGAUGCAGACACAAAAGUUUAUCCAGACUCUUUAGCUCGAAUGGUGGCGUGCAUGUCGAGAGACCCAUCAAUUAUGGGAUUGUGUGGUGAAACGAAGAUUGCUAAUAAAAGCGAUUCAUGGAUUACUGCCAUUCAAGUGUUCGAGUAUUACAUCUCACACCAUAUGAGCAAAGCCUUUGAAUCUAUUUUCGGCGGUGUCACUUGCUUACCUGGUUGCUUCUGUAUGUAUCGCAUUCUUGCCCCAAAAGCCGGUAAAAAGGUUCCUAUCUUUUGCGCCCAGGAUAUUGUUGAGAAAUACUGUGAAAAUGUCGUGGAUAGCCUGCAUAAAAAGAAUCUUUUACUGCUGGGUGAAGAUAGAUAUUUAACCACACUCAUGUUACGGACGUUUCCUAAAAGGAAAAUGAUGUUUGUACCUCAAGCAGUCUGCAAAACCGUUGUACCGGAUACUUUCAAAGUUCUUUUAUCCCAAAGAAGACGCUGGAUCAACUCUACUGUUCACAAUUUACUUGAGCUUGUAUUGAUUCGCGACUUGUGCGGUACAUUCUGUUUCUCUAUGCAAUUUGUUGUUUUCAUGGAACUUGUCGGCACCGUCGUUCUCCCUGCUGCCAUAUCUUUCACUCUCUACCUGAUCAUCAUUUCCUUUUUUGUCAAGCCUAUUCCGCUAAUCCCAUUGCUGCUGCUUGCUGUUAUUUUGGGUUUGCCGGCUGUACUGAUUGCCAUUACUACUUUCAAGAUGAUCUACGUUAUGUGGAUGUUUAUUUAUUUGCUCUCACUACCUAUUUGGAACUUUGUUCUACCCGCUUAUGCUUAUUGGCAUUUUGAUGAUUUCUCUUGGGGACAAACUCGUGUAGUUGAAGGACAAUCGGACAAAGGAGAAGAUCAUGGACGUCGCGAAGGUGAAUUCGAUAGCAGUGGUAUCGUCAUGCAUAGAUUUGAAGAAUGGGUCAGGCUUGAGAGCACAAUGCUCAUAGAGGCAAGAAUGGCAGCUUCAAACAUGAUGAUUGACAAUCAAAGAGCUCCUUCUUAUGCUCGCUAG
This is a messenger RNA of Mycotypha africana, 2913 nucleotides long. Its product is annotated as chitin synthase-domain-containing protein. The transcript has 6 exons. The record is from RefSeq and is a predicted model, not a curated record. Gene Ontology annotation, molecular function: chitin synthase activity. Gene Ontology annotation, cellular component: cell septum; cell periphery. Lineage: Eukaryota; Fungi; Mucoromycota; Mucoromycetes; Mucorales; Mycotyphaceae. Bases 1 to 2913 code for a protein of 970 amino acids.